AUGAUUCGACUUGAAACAAACCAGCGAGCAUCCAGAAACAUUCAGGUUAGUAUGUUUGACAGGCAGAAUGAGGUGUUUGAAGUCCGUAAGAUGCCAUCUGGUCAAGAGUACGCAGUCGAUCUACGCCGCCAACAAUGUGAUUGUGGUGAUUUUCAGGUGGAUCGAAUUCCAUGUCACCAUGUGUUUGCAUGUUGUGCAAACCAGUGUCUUAACUGGCAAGUUUAUGUGAAUGAGGUUUACCGGAUGGAUGAGAUCAGAAAGGUCUAUAGAGCCAGAUUUAGGCCACUGAAAAACUCAACUACAUGGUCAGUGGUUGAAAGACCAAGGAUGAUACCUAAUCCUAACCUCAGGAGAGUAUGUAAGGACCGGCCAAAAAUAACUCGGUUCUUGAAUGAAAUGGACAUGCGCGAGAUGCGCGCUCCAAGCGGUGCAGGCUAUGUGGUGCGGAGGGUCACAGCCGUAGUAGAUGUCCUCAUAGAGGUCAAGUGCAGGGAAUAG
Messenger RNA from Arachis duranensis, 498 nucleotides. RefSeq lists its product as uncharacterized. Gene Ontology annotation, molecular function: zinc ion binding. The record is from RefSeq and is a predicted model, not a curated record. Bases 1 to 498 code for a protein of 165 amino acids. The transcript has a single exon. NCBI's taxonomy places the organism in Eukaryota, Viridiplantae, Streptophyta, Magnoliopsida, Fabales, Fabaceae.